UUGCGUGCUGCCCUCCCGAACUGAUGAGUAUUAAUAGGGGAGCUACUUCAGCUGGAGCGAACAGUAGUGACCUUCAUCUCAUCUCACGCACGAAACUGGGAAACUAGCCACAUUGCACCAUGGCAAAAGCUCUCUUUGGUUUACUGCUCACUUGUUUUUUUCUGGAAGCCAUGACUGCUUCAUUUAAGGGGGAAGAGCCUUGCUCCCUGGAUGUUGCUGUCCUGAUAGAUGUGUCACGAAGCAUGGACAGUAAAGAACGAGGUCAACUAACCGACAUCUUCAAUAGGACUGUGGACAAAUUGAAUGUAUCUUCAAAUGGAAGCCACAUGGCCGUUAUAACCUUUGGAUCGGAUGCCAAGAGCAGUUUUACAUUUGCAGACAGAAAUUACCACAAUGCCGACACCAUAAAAGCAAAGGCAGCGGAGGCAAUAUCUUAUGUACCGAAACAUGACGGAACCCGUACAGACCUUGCCGAAGACCUGGCAGUGAAAGAAGUGUUCACCAGCAGUGGAGGAGACCGACCCAGUUUCGGCAAUGCAAUGGUUAUUCUUACAGAUGGAAAAUUUUGGAUUAAUGAAACAUGGGAUAAAAGGGCAGAAAUUGACUUCAAUGUCACAACGCGAAACUUGAAGGUGAAAAAAUGUAACAUUGAAUUUAGCAUUGUUCAAGGUUUGUUUCAGCUAAUGUUAGGGAUGUUAAUAUCAGCGCUAUUUUAACUCACUCCUCUCGCAUGGAAA
Pocillopora verrucosa is the source of this 737-nucleotide messenger RNA. Lineage: Eukaryota; Metazoa; Cnidaria; Anthozoa; Scleractinia; Pocilloporidae. The record is from RefSeq and is a predicted model, not a curated record.